AUGCCUCAAUUCAGUUCCACUGAGACCCUGAGUGAUACCAAGGGUCCCGGCCACACGCGCAAUAAGAGACCUACGCUCAUCACUCAGGAUGAUGACGAUGUCACAGCACCUUCAAUACCAACCAAAGUAACCUCAACAACAGAGAAGGAGAUCGAAACGCCCACAACCCCAGCACCAUAUUUACCCAACCUCGAGGGCCAAACCGAACAGCUAUCGCCAUAUCAUGUCUUCUCUCGAGGACAAAAGCUAGAGAUGGUCUACAUAGUCUCUUUCGCCGCCAUCUUCUCCCCAUUGUCCUCCAACAUCUACUUCCCUGCGAUUGCACAGAUCUCGCGCGUCCUGAACGUCUCCAUCUCCCUAACCACCUUGACUGUCACGAUCUACAUGAUCAUGCAGGGACUUUCCCCUAGUUUCUGGGGUUCAUUCUCCGAUGUUCUUGGCCGCCGUACGAUAUUUAUCGGAACAUUUAUCGUCUACAUUGCGGCCAACAUUGCCUUGGCUGUCUCUACAAACUAUGCUGAGCUUAUGGUGUUCCGAGCCAUGCAGGCGGCCGGCAGUGCUGCCACUAUAUCCAUUGGUGCCGGUGUGAUUGGCGAUAUCACCACCUCGGCAGAGCGAGGCAGUCUCGUUGGCAUAUUCGGUGGAGUCCGCAUGUUGGGACAAGGAGUGGGCCCCGUCUUUGGCGGUAUCUUGUCUCAAUAUCUUGGUGUUUCGGCCAUCUUUUGGGGCCUGGCGAUCGUAUCUGGAAUAAGCAUGAUGUCUAUCAUUUGCUUCCUCCCUGAAACCCUCCGCCCCAUCGCUGGAAAUGGUACCGUCCCUCUCCACGGAGUGUACAAGCCUUUGAUCUACUACGUCACUGGACAAAAGGACGCCAUUGAAGGCGCACAGCCAACUGGAAAGAAGGCCCAGGUCACCUGGAAAACCAUCUUCGAACCACUCACCUUCUUGGGUGAGGCUGAUGUCUUCCUCACCUUGUUAUACGGUAGCAUCGUGUACACUGUCUGGUCCAUGGUCACUUCUUCCACCUCGGCUUUGUUUGAAGAAAUGUAUGGUCUGAACACUCUGGAGAUCGGCUUGACUUUCCUCGGCAAUGGAGCUGGAUGCAUGACCGGCUCCUACACCAUAGGAUACCUCAUGGACUUCAACUACAAAAAGACUGAGCGUGAAUACUGCCAGCAGCACAACCUCCUCGCUGGUACCCGCAUCACCACCAAGUCGCACCCCGGCUUCCCCAUUGAAUACGCCCGCACGCGCAACACCUGGUGGAUCACAGUAAUCUUUGUUAUCUGUGUCGCGGUCUACGGUCUCUCCCUUCGCACCCACCUCGCAGUUCCCAUUACUCUGCAGUUCAUGAUUGCGUACGGUUCCACCGCCAUCUUCACCCUCAACAGUGCCCUCGUCAUCGAUCUCUACCCCGGUGCCAGCGCUAGUGCAACAGCCGUCAACAACCUAAUGAGAUGUCUCAUCGGUGCAGGCGGUGUUGCAGCUGUCCAGUAUAUCAUCGACGCUCUCACUCCUCUGUAUACAUUCUUACUGCUAGCUGGCAUCGUCAUCAUUAGCAUUCCACUUCUGUUCGUCGUGGCGCGAUGGGGCCCCGGAUGGCGGCAUAAGCGCAAUGGCCGCCUGUCGAAAAAGGCUAAUAAGGCUCAUAUCCUGAACGCUUGA
Penicillium brevicompactum is the source of this 1665-nucleotide messenger RNA. RefSeq lists its product as uncharacterized. The coding region runs from base 1 to 1665 and encodes 554 amino acids. Gene Ontology annotation, molecular function: transmembrane transporter activity. The record is from RefSeq and is a predicted model, not a curated record. Gene Ontology annotation, biological process: transmembrane transport. Lineage: Eukaryota; Fungi; Ascomycota; Eurotiomycetes; Eurotiales; Aspergillaceae. The transcript is spliced from 3 exons.